GCUCCCCAUUGGCUCCCCACUUCCCCACUCCGCACUCAGCCUCUCACGCCGGCACCAGCUUUCACACAGCGCGUGCGCCCAACGUGUGUGUGUGUGCAUCUGACCCAACGCUGCGCCUCGGACCCCGGUCUAAUUCUUUAGAGAAAUUCAAUUUUCACAACAACAACAACAAAAAAGAAAAGAAGAAAGAUGGAAAAAAAGAGCGAGAUCAACGGGCACGCCGUGCCCAGCAUGGCGUCCACCGGCCGGAUCGUGGAGCAGAGCGCGCGACGGAGCUGCCUGGGGAAGCUCACGGAGUUCCUGAGGAAGAACAUGCUGGUGAUCAUGACGGUGUCCGGGGUGCUGGUGGGCGUCGGGCUCGGCAUGAUGGUCCGCGGCAUGAACCUGACCAAGGCGCAGAUGACCUACUUCGCCUUCCCCGGCGAGAUGCUCCUGCGGAUGCUGAAGAUGAUCAUCCUGCCCCUGGUCGUCUGCAGCCUCGUGUCCGGCGCCGCCAGCCUGGACACCCGCUCCCUGGGGAAACUGGGGGGCAUCGCUGUCGCCUACUUCCUGGUGACCACGCUGAUCGCCUCGGGUCGGGUGACGCUGGCCCUCAUCAUCAAGCCGGGCGUGGGCGCGGGGUCCCUGAGCCUGGGACUGGAGAGCCUCAGCAGCGACAAGGAGACCACCGACUCCUUUUUGGAUCUGGCCAGGAAUUUAUUCCCAUCGAACUUGGUGGCUGCUGCUUUCCGUUCUUAUGCCACUGACUACAAGAUGGUCGCCGUAGGGAACGACACCAAUGGGACAACACUUUAUCAAAAGGUGCCUAUUGGUACCGAAACAGAUGGCAUGAACAUCCUAGGGCUGGUGUUAUUUGCCAUGGUGUUCGGCGUGGCGCUGAGGAAGCUGGGAGAUGAGGGGGAAGAACUCAUCCGGUUCUUCAACGCCUUUAAUGAGGCCACCAUGGUGCUGGUGUCCUGGAUCAUGUGGUACAUCCCUUUUGGCAUCAUGUUCCUGGUGGGCAGUAAGAUUGUUGAGAUGGAAGAUGUGGUUCUUCUGGUCACCAGUCUGGGGAAAUACAUCUUCGCUUCGAUCCUGGGACACGUCAUCCACGGGGGAAUCGUCCUGCCCCUCAUCUACUUUGGCUUCACACGCAAGAACCCCUUCAGUUUCCUGUCAGGCCUCAUCACGCCCUUCACCACGGCCUUCGCCACCUGCUCCAGCUCAGCAACUCUGCCCUCUAUGAUAAAAUGUGUGGAAGAGAACAACGGUGUGGACAAGCGCAUCAGCCGCUUCAUCCUCCCCAUCGGGGCCACCGUCAACAUGGACGGGGCGGCCAUAUUCCAGUGCAUUGCUGCCAUCUUCAUCGCUCAGCUCAACAAUUUUGAACUGAACGCCGGGCAGAUCUUCACCAUCCUGGUCACAGCCACGGCCUCGAGUGUGGGAGCAGCCGGCAUCCCAGCCGGCGGCAUCAUCACCAUCGCCAUCAUCCUUGAGGCCAUUGGCCUGCCGACCAACGACCUGUCCCUCAUGCUGGCUGUAGACUGGAUUGUGGAUCGCACCACCACGGUGGUGAAUGUGGAGGGCGACGCUCUGGGCGCCGGGAUCCUCCACCACAUCAACCAGCAGGAGAUGAAGAAGAAGCAGGAGCAGCAGCAGCAGCAGGCGGAGCUGGCGGAGGUCCGGGUGGAGGCGGUGGCCAACGUUCAGGCGGAGGAGGAGACCUCGCCACUCGUCACGCACCAAACCAAAGCCUCAGCGGCCAUGUCGGAAGCCAUCGAGUCUGUCCUGUGAACUCAGCGAGACUUUUGAGUUUUUCUUGCCCCCUGACCUUUUUUUGACCUUUCGGUACUUCUGAUGUUGCUGCUGACGGGACAACCGUUCUGACUCUUUUUAAUAAACAAGGUCACCACUUGUGAGGGAGGUGCCAGAUAGUAACAGUCUGCCUCUCGAGCAGUCUACAGUACCUGCUGCUGUUGUGCUUUCAAAAUGCGGUCACUUGAUCUCAUUAACUGAGUUACCAUGAAAUAAUCUUAACCCAGACUAGGAUAUAAAGAAUUUGUGAAUUAUUAAUUCGGAAAACAUUUCCUCAAUUUACCUAAAAGUUUUUUUUAGUUUUUUUUUUUACUUGAGUUCAACAUUUUUAUAUUUUUUACAUUUUGAUUAAGGCAUUUUGUGAUAAACAGUGACAGAGACACAUUAUGUGUAAAAUAUCCCUAAAACAUUCCCAUAAAUGUCGUAGUUGCAAUUGUCUGCUGUGCUGUGCUCAUGGCCAUACGUUUGUACAUUAGAGCAUCGUCAUGCGCAUUUCUUUGUUUUUAUCUUCAAACAGCAAAUGCAACAAUCACCAUUAACUGUAGAACACUAACAACUCACCAAAUGCUGAUAAGUUUCUGUCUUAACUUAAUUACACGAUUCGGGAUCCCUGUCCUCAUGUAUUUGCAUUUUAUUUGUUCAGCUCAUUGGCUUUACAUUCUUUGCUGGACGAAAAGUGCAAAUAUUUUGAGUCAAAUCAGAAGGAAAAAGACAACAGUUUUGACUUAUUAUUUCCCAGCUGAUAUCAGCAUUUUCCAAGCGCGCUCCUCUAAUUUUUGUAAUGGAAGCAAUUUAUGGUUGCUUUGUAAUUUGCUCGUUGAGUCUGUGUCGUCUACUAAUAAUGGCUACACACUGACUACUCAGUCGUCUCAGCUAGCUAGCUAUCAAAAGUUUCAAAAUCAAUCAGCAGUUUUUUAAUUGGGAAUUGGGUAAACUGAAAAUUUGUUUGUGUUGGUAUCUUUCUUACCAAUCUGUUACAAAAUACACUCUAACAAUACAUUAAUGUUCGGAUUUAUUUAUAAAGGUGGCCUUGCUAAUUAGUUUUGAGGAAUGCGUUACUAGGGAGUCUGAAAAGUAGCUAGUAGUAGUAGUAGUAUUUGUUUGUUUUGGACUUUGUUUGCUAGCUAAUUAGCCAGCUAAAGCAAAUGUUAACAUCAGCUAACUAUGAUUGUUGCUCUAAUUUCUUAGCUAAUGUUUGCUGAGCUAACAUAUCAGGUGUUUAGACUAAGUUGUUUUUAGCUUACCUGAUACUCGAGUUAGCUAGCGAUUGUAACAAACUAAACAGAUAGAAUGAAAAGAUUGAUUCAUAUCUGCUCCCAGUCAAAAAUAGGACAGAAAUAAAUAUUUCCAGUCCCGCUGAGAUAGCAAACAAGCUACGUAAAUGCCAUCCGCUAUUGUUGUCCAAAAGCUAAAGACCUCCAAAAUGGUGGAGAACUAUUUGAAGGCAUCUUUAUGCGGGUUGUGUAUAGAAGGUAACCAACAAGUUGUGAAACUUUCACGAGAUGAUCGAAGGUUAGGCAUUGACAUUGAAUGGUUAUGGUUAUUGAGCUUGAACGAUUACAGUUAUUUACCCUGAAUGAGUAAGGUUAUUGACCGUGAAUGGUUAAGGUUAUUGACCGUGAAUGGUUACAGUUAUUGACUUUGAAUGGUUAAGGUUACUGACCUUGAAUGGUUAGGGUUAGUGACCUCAAAUGAUUAAGGUUAUUGACGUUGUGGGGUAGAGUUUAGGCAUUUACCAUGGAAGUUUUGUGAGAGUUUUUGUGUUUCUGCAACUUGUGGGAUACCUUCUAGACACGGCCCUUGAUGAGCUCACGGAAUGCUGACAUAAUCUUGAUGAAGGUUGUGUCUAGAAUGUGAAAUUAUCAGGGAAUGCUAAGUUUAGGCAUAGACCUCAAAUGUUCUAAGGCUAGACAUGGAGCUCCAAUGGUUAUGGUUAUGCAUUGACCUCCAAUGGUUACGGUUAGGAUAAGUUCUCUGGCAGCGAGUCUGGCGAGAGUGCCUUCUAGACAUGGUCCUUGAAGACAUUUUCAUGUGACAUAAUUACAGUUGAUCAAACGCUAGUUUGCAAGUAAUUUGUUCGUCAAGAAAACACUCCAGUCUCCCAGAUAUUCAAUGUAUGGUUGUCAGUAGUUCAGGAUUGAGAAAUCCCAGAAAAUCCACAAAAAAAGAAAAUCAAAGCUUCAUCAAAUGUUUACAGGCAAAAACUGGACCCAAAAUGUACGAUGAGUUCACAUCUCAUUGUACAUUAUUUUCCCGUGAAUCCACUCUUUGAUUGUUUCAGAGGCUUGCAUCAUCAUAAAAGCCUAGAAGUGUAUUUUAAUUGUUUUACUGACGACUUACAGCAUUUUUAUUCAGUCUGUUUGAUGCAUAAUUAACUGUGGUUGCUACUGUAGAUCACUCGAAAGGGAACAUUGGGCAUUGCCAUUAUCAUGGCUCGUUUUUCAAAUGUAGAUUUUCCCUGAUCUAGAGAUAAAAACGGUAAGACUGGAUUUGCACCAUGCCAUAGUUGAUGUCGAUGCAGUAUGGUAUACAGUUUGGCAUGAAGGAAACUGCCAAAUUUCUGAUGAUUUAAGCAAAAAAAAAGUCUCCCUUUAGGAUGCAGGCCUCUGCUGCCCUCUACUGGUGAAGGGCAUUAGUGGGAAAGUAGUAAACUGAGGGUGACAGAGAUCUUGGUUGGACCAUUUCUGUGUCAAUAUUUCCUAUUUAUUUGAUCCAACAUUUAUGGGGAACAACUGGUGGUGUGGCUGCUCCUGUGAUAUUAUACUGUAUUUUAAUAGAUGACGGAACAUCAUGUAUGUGAACGUGAGUCGGGUGCUGCUUUAGUUUUGUAUCAUGGUCUGUACGUGGACACCGUCUGCCAUUAAGAGAAAGUAAACUAUAAUUUCUUGUAAUUUUAGAUUGAACAGAUUACUUCUCUAAGCUAACAAGUGCUCUGUUAACCUAAAGCUGUGUAACUAGAUUUCGUUGAGUACAUCUGCUACAUGUGAUGACACUAAAUGAGGUACAUGUACUUUAUAAAUACGUAUAUAUUUGAUAUUAUUUUAUUGUAAUUCUUUGUACUUUCUCCUUUUAACACUUUCUCAGUGUCAAUUUUUGUAUUGUGACUUUCGCCAGUAUUUCUGAUAACCUGCGGUCAGCAAUGUACUUUAAUUCCUGUUGUGUUGUUUUUUUUAGAAGUAGCUUCUGCCUUGAUGUGCCAUGUCAAUGUGUAACACUGUUAACAGCUGUCUCUUUGCUGUUGGUCUUGCUGUCUGUCAACAUUAAAAGUGAUACAGUAUGUUUUUCAUGCAACCCAAACAAAAGGCUUCUCGUCUUUGUGCUCUUCCUCAUUAGGGU
Cyclopterus lumpus (lumpfish) is the source of this 5130-nucleotide messenger RNA. RefSeq names its product solute carrier family 1 member 4 (gene slc1a4). Gene Ontology annotation, biological process: L-glutamate transmembrane transport; L-serine transport. Gene Ontology annotation, cellular component: plasma membrane. Gene Ontology annotation, molecular function: L-alanine transmembrane transporter activity; L-serine transmembrane transporter activity; symporter activity. The record is from RefSeq and is a predicted model, not a curated record. NCBI's taxonomy places the organism in Eukaryota, Metazoa, Chordata, Actinopteri, Perciformes, Cyclopteridae.